AACAGACUGAACAGGCUAUCCUCAGAGGGAGGCUCCAUCGCUCAGCAGCCAGAGGCACGCCAGGAUGGAGGUCCCGAAGGAGAAGGUGGAGAAGGAGGAGGCAGCCGAGCAGGAGGCAACAGAGCAGGAGGCAGCGUAUGAGCAGUCAGAGACAGGCGAGAUGAUGCAGCCGCGGGAGGUGCAGAGGAAGGGAACCAUCAUGACGCAGGAGAUGCUCAGAGAUCUGGAGAAGAAGCUGUUGGGUAUUGAUAUCACCGUCCCGGAGAAGCCCUUGAUCAUUACCAAGGACACCAUCGACAUCUCCAAGCUGCCUCAUUCCUACCAAAGCAACACGCCCGAAGAAGAACAGCUGCUGGAAGUGGCAGACAACUUCUCCCGCCAGUACAGCCACCUGUGCCCAGACCGCGUGCCCCUCUUCCUGUACCCGCUGAAUGAGUGCCAAGUGCCAAAGUUCGUGAGCACGACCAUCCGGCCCACGCUGAUGCCCUACCCCGAGCUCUACAACUGGGACGGCUGCGCCCAGUUUGUCGCAGACUUCCUCUCCAUGGAGCCCCUGGCCGACCCUCUCAAGCCGCCCUCGCAUUUGUACUCGUCGACCACGGUGCUCGCGUACCAGAAGGGCAACUGCUUCGACUUCAGCACGCUGCUCUGUUCCUUGCUCAUCGGCUCUGGCUACGACGCCUACUGCGUCAACGGCUAUGGCUCGCAGGACCUGUGCCUCAUGGACCUAACCCGGGAGCAGUGCCCGCUCACGGUGAAGCCCAAGGAGGCACUCCGGGAGAAGGAAGCGGCGCCACCUAAGAAGUACGCUGUCAGACCGCCCCGGGACCUGACCAGCAGGUUUGAGCAGGAGCAGGAGAAGAAGCAGCAGGAGAAGACCCAGGCUGAGGAGGAGAGGCGGCGGAGGGAGGAAGAGGAGCACCUGCAGCAGUCGGAUAGUGCGAACACCGACCCCCUGCACGGCCUGCGGGUGCACUCCUGGGUGCUGGUGCUGUCGGGGAAGCGCGAGGUGCCCGAGAGCUUUUUCAUCGACCCGUUCACGGCCCGCAGCUACAGCCCCCAGGACGACCACUUCCUGGGCAUCGAGAGCCUCUGGAACCACAAGAACUACUGGAUCAACAUGCAGGACUGUUGGAACUGCUGCAAGGACUUAAUCUUUGAUCUGGGAGACCCUGUGAAGUGGGAGUACCUGCUUUUGGGGACCGAUAAGCCUCACCUGUCCAUGGUAGAGGAAGAGGAUGACAACCUGAAUGACGACAAUGACAUAGAGAAUCUGGUCAAGGAGGAUGAGGAUAAGUGCUUCGACAUGCCGCACUCGUGGGUGGAGCAGCUUGAGAUCUCCCCAGAAGUGUUCGAGACCCGCUGCCCAAAUGGGAUGAAGGUGAUACAGUACAAGAUGGCCAAGCUGGAAAAGUGGGCCCCGUACCUCAACAACAACGGCCUCGUGUGCCGCCUGAGCACCUACAAGGACUUGGAGUGCACCAAGACUCUGGAGGUGAAGGAGUGGUACCAGAAUCGGGAGGACAUGCUGGAACUGAGGCACAUAAACAAGGUCACAGGCCAGAUCAUCGACUACUUCAAGCCGGGCCACCCCCAGGCUCUGCGUGUGCACUCCUACAAGUCCAUGCAACCUGAGUCGGACCGCGUCAUGGAGUUCUACAAGACAGUCCGUGUGGACGGCCUGAUCAAGCGGGAGGAGACGCCCUGGACGAUGACGGAACACUAUCAAGGUCGGCCCGACUUCCUCUCCUACCGCCUUGUCAAUUUUGGGCACAGGGUCAAGAAGAUAACUCAGAACAGCACAGAAUCAAAUCCCCGGCCCAUGCUGAAAAUAACAGAGCGGUUCUUCCGCAAUCCCGCGAAGCCUGCGGAUGAGGAUGUGGCCGAGCGCGUGUUUCUGAUCCUGGAGGAGCGCAUCCAGCUGCGCUACCACUGCCGUGAGAACCACAUCACGGCCUCCAAGCGCGAGUUCCUGCGGCGCACUGAGGUGGACAGCAAGGGCAACAAGAUCAUCAUGACGCCAGACAUGUGUAGCAGCUUCGAGGUGGAGCCCACGGAGCACACCAAGAAGCUUCUCUACCAGUACGAGACCAUGAUGCAGCUGAAGAAAGAGGAGAAGUUAUCCAGACAUCAGGCCUGGGAGUCGGAGCUGGAGGUGCUGGAGAUCCUGAAGCUUCGAGAGGAAGAGGAGGAGGCGCACACACUGACCAUCUCCAUCUAUGACACGAAGCGCAAUGAGAAGAGCAAGGAGUACCGGGAGGCCAGGGAGCGUGUCAUGCACGAGGAGCAUUUGCAGCAGGUGGAGGCCCAGCUGGACUACCUGGCCCCAUUCCUGGCACAGCUGCCCCCAGGAGAGAAGCUGACACGCUGGCAAGCCAUUCACGUCAAGGAGGAGUGCCUCAGCGACUUCAAGCAGCGGCUCAUUGACAAAGCCAACCUUAUCCAGGCCCGUUUCGAGAAGGAGACCCAGGAGCUGCAGAAGAAGCAGCAGUGGUACCAGGAGAACCAGGUGACCUUGACAGCCGAGGACGAAGACUUGUACUUGAGUUACUGCUCUCAGGCUAUGUUCCGCAUCCGCAUCCUGGAACAGCGGCUCAAUCGACACAAGGAGUUGGCCCCCCUGAAGUACAUGGCUCUGGAGGAGAAGCUCUGCAAGGACCCACGCCUGGCAGAGCUCCUGAAAACCUUUGUCUGAUGCCCAGCCUGGGCCUCAGCCUAAGCUGCCAGAGAAAGAGAACCCCCUGCAGCCUGCUCCCUGUGUUUCAGGAGCCUGGCCUCACUGCCACGCCACCCCUGCAUUCCUGCU
Artibeus jamaicensis (Jamaican fruit-eating bat) is the source of this 2806-nucleotide messenger RNA. It is a transcript of the gene DRC7, whose product is annotated as dynein regulatory complex subunit 7. Lineage: Eukaryota; Metazoa; Chordata; Mammalia; Chiroptera; Phyllostomidae. The record is from RefSeq and is a predicted model, not a curated record. Gene Ontology annotation, cellular component: motile cilium. The transcript is spliced from 18 exons. Gene Ontology annotation, biological process: flagellated sperm motility. Bases 65 to 2695 code for a protein of 876 amino acids.